Messenger RNA from Camellia sinensis, 1060 nucleotides. The record is from RefSeq and is a predicted model, not a curated record. Lineage: Eukaryota; Viridiplantae; Streptophyta; Magnoliopsida; Ericales; Theaceae.
AUGUGUUCAAAUUUUUCUGGGAAAUAUUUCAUAUUGGCGCCUAAAUUUUUCCCCAAAUCUAUUACUUCUUCACACGGUUGUCUCUCUCUUGCUGUCCCUCUGUCUCUCGCUCAGCCGCUUGUCGAGGCUCAGAUACCGUUCAAGAUCCACAUCGUGAAGGACCACGACAUGAAGGAGAGGCUGUGCUUGGAAGUCAAGAGGCUAGGGUUGAGUGCAGUGAUUAUGGGGAGCCGAGGGUUUGGUGCGAUCAAGAGAGGCAACAAUGGAAGGCUCGAGAGUGUUAGCAAUUACUGUGUUCGUCACUGUGUUUGUCCUGUGGUGGUUGUGAGGUAUCCGGAUAAGAAGGAUGGUGGUAAUGCGCCUCAAGUGUCUGUGGUGUCUGCGGCGGAGGAUGAGGACGAUACAGAGUUCCAUGAUGCCUCGGAUGAUCGCAAAGACUGAUACAUCCCUGGCUAUAGAGGCUAUAUUCAUGAAAAGAUGGGAAUUUGAUAGUAUAGAACAAGCUGCAAAAUGCAUAUCUUCAUGGUUUUCAGGAACACACCAUGAACAGCUUCUCUUGAAAGGAUAUUUGGAAUCUGCCAUAGGUAUACUUUUCUAGACUUGACUUUAGUUUAAUUUGAAGCAAGCAGCUCCUUUGGAUUAUUAAAAUCUCUAGGCACAGAUGUUUGUAUUGCUUCAAUGGGGUGUUUGUCACAAAACCUUGCAACGUCUAAAUAGACACAUGCAUAUGGUGUAUUUUUUUUUUAUGCUAUGUUCAUUAUGCAUGAGCAGUGCAUAGUGUAUUUGUGGAUCAUUUUGCAGCGGUGCAUGUUGAAGAAUCAAAUAAUAAAGUCAUCAUGUUGCUCACAAUGCAAAGAAUACAAUUUCUUCAUCAUUAUAAAAGGUAGGGAAGGCAAAGCCUUUUGUCUCGUAAUGUACCAAAGCAUAACAAAUUUCAUUUCAUCAUAGUUAAAAUCUUAAAAAAUGUCAGAGAAUAUAAAUUCCCUUUUUUUGCCUUUGCUUAAUUUUGGGAAUUUUUUGUAGACAAUCAUGAAGAAUUGAAUGUGAUGAUUGUUGACUA